AUGAAAAUAGCAUCAGAUCUAAUUCCUGAUAGAUUGUACAUGAAUGUUGAUAGCGGUUCAAACGGCGAUGAUGACGUCCCAGGUCUAAGUAGUGAUACAUCUGAUGUAUCUGAUAUGGACCUCGAACAGAGCCAGCAGCACCAAGAUUUACAAGAUCAGAUGGAGCGUCGUGCAGAGGAACAUCAACGCGAGUUUGAGGAACAAGCUCGUGUGGAAGAUCUUGAAGGGCAGAAUCGUCAGCUUGACGAGCAAGCUAGUCAGUUAGAAGAGCGUGCUCGUCAGCUUGAGGAACAAGCACGUCUGGAUGAAGUGCUUGCGCAACAGGAGCGUGAACUUGCUAAUCGGCUUGAGGCGGAAUCUCGUCAAGCUGACGAGCAAGCUCGUCAGCUUGAGGAACAAGCUCGUCAGCUUCGUGUAUCAAUUAGUCGUAAUAUAGAAGAGAUUAGGGAUAUUCAGGAAAGACAGGCUAAUGAAUAA
This is a messenger RNA of Endocarpon pusillum Z07020, 477 nucleotides long. RefSeq lists its product as uncharacterized. The coding region runs from base 1 to 477 and encodes 158 amino acids. The transcript has a single exon. The record is from RefSeq and is a predicted model, not a curated record. Lineage: Eukaryota; Fungi; Ascomycota; Eurotiomycetes; Verrucariales; Verrucariaceae.